UGUUUCCAUGAGAUGUUUAUAUUGAUUUAUUGCUCCCCUCCGAUUGUACUGGGAAUCCGAUCGUAUCGUAUCGGGUGCCGACGAACAGAUCCGCCCGUAAAUCCGUCCCCGGGUUGCCUUUUUGAUAGAUAUCGAGAACAAGAAACACUGAACCGCUUAUCACCGGGCGAGGGUUCCCAGCCAAAAAAAAGUGAAACACCUGGCCAAUAACGUAACUCGAUCAGCCUUAUUCGGAUGCAUCAGGCGAUAUGAUUCCACACCCUGGGCGCUAUAAAAAGACUUCCCAAGCUGUGAGCCAACAUCAAACGGAAAGUUGUGUUCGGUAAAUAGCAGCAACAGUAUCUGCGUACUCCCCGAUGGCUUGCUUGAAGUUGUUCAGUGUGGUCGGUCUGGUGGUGCUGGCGGCCACCAACGCAAUCGGUGCCGGAGUAGCAACCCGCGCCUGUUCCGGAGGGCGGCCAGCCCCAACGGAGGUACGUGUGGAGGGUUGUACGGUUCCACCGUGUGACCUGGUGCGUGGAUCCGAUGCCAUUAUGGACAUGGACUUUACGGCCCCGUUUGCGGCGGCCAACCUGCGCACGCAAGUGGUCGCUACGGCACUGGGCGUAACGGCACCGUUCGAGCUUCCGGCGGAUCGGGCUGCUGCCUGUAAUUGGUUGCUGAAUACCCAGUGUCCGGUCAGCGCCAACGAGGACAUUACCUAUCGGUUGAGCAUGCCCGUACUGCUGGUGUAUCCGCGCGUGAGCCUUACGGUGGAGAUCGAUCUCGUGGACGAUGCUGGGCAGUCGUUGGCGUGCUUCGAGCUAGAUGCACGUGUCGUUUCCGGUCGUGCUGCUUAAGAUGGAGAGAAUAAUUUGCCAAAUAUAACAAAAAUGUAGCGAAUUGUUUGUCUUUCCUCGCGUACCGAAUCCAAACUACACUUUCGUAUGG
Messenger RNA from Anopheles arabiensis, 930 nucleotides. RefSeq names its product NPC intracellular cholesterol transporter 2-like. The record is from RefSeq and is a predicted model, not a curated record. NCBI's taxonomy places the organism in Eukaryota, Metazoa, Arthropoda, Insecta, Diptera, Culicidae. Bases 357 to 839 code for a protein of 160 amino acids. Gene Ontology annotation, biological process: intracellular cholesterol transport. The transcript has a single exon. Gene Ontology annotation, molecular function: sterol binding.